This is a messenger RNA of Coregonus sp. 'balchen', 13534 nucleotides long. The record is from the annotation of a GenBank genome assembly. Lineage: Eukaryota; Metazoa; Chordata; Actinopteri; Salmoniformes; Salmonidae.
AUGUCCUCUCUAGGAAUGGGCACCCCCAGUGACCCUCUCUUGGCCAGCCCAGGAGGGAGGUCAUUGGGUACCACUAAUGACGGCCUCUGGAGGAGCUCCAUGCCCAAGACGGCCAGCUUUCCAUCGUCUACCACGCGCCUCUUGAGUCACCGUGCCAACAACUUCCAGAGACACCCGAAGCGGCGGAAGCUGAUCAGACCGUCCCCGCCCCCGCCGCCCAACACCCCCUGCCCCCUGGAUCAGCUGGACCUCAGUGAGUUACCCCCUCGCCGCACCUUCCCUGAGCUGCUCUUCAACGGCUGCGUCCUGUUUGGCAUCGAGUUCAGCUAUGCCAUGGAGACGGCCUAUGUCACCCCUGUCCUGCUACAGAUGGGUCUGCCAGACCAGUUCUACAGCCUGGUGUGGUUCACCAGUCCAAUAUUGGGUAUUGAAGUAGAUACAGAAAGUCCUGUUUGAUUGGAAGACAUAUAAUACCUAACUAUACUUUGAAUGGUAUAGUUAGACUAUAGGGAUGUUCCCAUCUGCAUUGCCCAUUGAGUGCCCCUAAAUCCUUCUAAUUUCUCCUCAUGGUUUUAAGGAUUCCUGGUCCAGCCUCUCCUGGGAGCUUGGAGUGACCGCUGUACAUCCCGCUUUGGCCGCCGGAGACCAUUUAUUUUGGCCUUGGCUGUAGGUAAGGAAUAUUCACUGUCCACUUCUUGCAUGGCUCUCCCCCCUCUGGUGCGACUGGGUUCCUGUUUUUAAACUAAUAUUGUAGUCCUGAAGUGAUGGAAUUCUCUGUUUUACCUUUAUAGGAGCUCUGCUUGGUUUGACACUGGUGCUGAAUGGGCGGGACAUUGGAGCUGCGGUGGCAGACACAGCAACCAAUCACAAGUGGGGCAUCAUAAUGACUAUUUGUGGAGUGGUUCUGAUGGACUUCAGUGCGGACUCGGCAGAUAACCCCAGCCACGCCUACAUGAUGGACGUGUGCCUGCCAGAGGACCAGGAUCGUGGGCUCAAUAUUCAUGCACUACUGGCAGGUUAGAGAGCACUGUAUACACUAACUACUGGUCAGUCAGGGAAAUACACAGCCCACUGGGCACAGACGUCAGUUCAACGUAUAGUUUUGAUUUACAUUUGGUUGAGUUGUCAACUAACAUGAAUUAAAUGUGAAAUCAACAAGACAUGUCACCAUGUCAUUGGAUUUAGGUUAAAAGUUGGGUGAAAAAAUACAAAAUUGUCAGUGUGAUUUGAAGGAGUCAGGUGCAGGAGGGUAAAUCACAGAAUACAAAGUUUAUUCCGUAGUACACAGUUACGCUGGAUAGCGUCAACAGUGCAGUGCGCAAAACAGGCUCACUGGAACAAAUACAGGCAAACGGGGAAAAUAUACCCCGGCAAUACAAAGUACAGGUAGCUCCACCGAUCUACACUCAUCUCACAUGAAACAAUCACCCACAAGGACAAGGGGGCAGAGGGAACACUUAAACACAUACUAAUGAGGGGAAUAUGAACCAGGUGUGUGUAAUUGACAAGACAAGACAAAUGGAAUGAUGAGAUAUGGAGCGGCAGUGUCUAGAAGGCCGGUGAUGACGAACGCCGAAGCCUACCACCCCCCCCCUCUUGACGCGCAGCUCCAGCAGGAGGACUCGGAGCAGGGCGAGCCGGAUGACAACGGUGGAAAUCCCGCAACAGGGAGGGAUCGAGGAAAUCCCUCACCGGGACCCAGCACCGUUCCUCCGGACCGUACCACUCCCACUCCACGAGGUACUGAAGGCCCCCACCCGACGCCUCGAAUCCAGGAUGGAACGGACGGAGUACGCCGGGGCCCCCUCGAUGUCCAGAGGAGGUGGAGGGACCUCCUGCACCUCAGACUCCUGGAGCGGACCAGCCACCACCGGCCUGAGGAGAGACACAUGAAACGAGGGGUUAAUACGGUAAUCAGGGGGGAGUAAUAACCUAUAGGUAACCUCGUUGAUUCUCCUCAGGAAUUUGAACGGCCCCACAAACCGCGGGCUCAGCUUCUGGCAGGGCAGGUGGAGGGGCAGAUUCCGGGUCGAGAGCCAGACCCGAUCACCCGGUACAAAGACCGGGGCCUCACUGCGGUGGCGGUCAGCGUUGGCCUUCUGACGACGCACGGCGCGUUGGAGGUGGACGUGGGCAGCGUCCCACGUCUCCUCCGCACGCCGAAACCAGUAAUCCACCGCAGGAGCCACGGUCUGGCUCUGGUGCCACGGUGCCAGAACCGGUUGGUAAUCUAAAACACAUUGGAAUGGCGUUAGGUUAGUGGAGGAGUGACGGAGAGAGUUCUGGGCAUAUUCGGCCCAUGGCAAGAACACCGACCACUAUCGGCAUAUCUAUUUAUUGUGGCCAUCGAGAUGUUAGCUAUUGAAAUCAGAUCCAAUAAUAAUAUCAGAGGAUUAGAGAUCCAGGGCUUAAAAACAAAGGUGUCAUUGUAUGCUGAUGACUCAUGUUUUCUUUUAAAUCCACAACUAGAAUCCUUCCACAGCCUCAUAGAGGAUCUAGAUACAUUUUCUAACCUCUCUGGAUUACAACCAAAUUAUGACAAAUAAUAUUACAUAUUGGAUCACUAAAAAAUACCAUUUUUACAUUAUCAUGUAGUUUACAAAUAAAAUGGUCUGAUGGUGAUGUGGAUAUACUCGGAAUACAUAUCCCAAAGGAAAUAAAUGAUCUCACUUCAAUACAUUUUAAUAGAAAGUUAGCAAAAAUAGAUAAGAUCUUACUACCAUGGAAAGGUAAAUACCUGUCAAUUUGUGGAAAAAUCACCCUGAUUAACUCUUUAGGAUUAUCCCAGUUUACCUAUUUGCUUAUGGUCUUGCCUACGCCUAGCGAACAGUUUUUUAAAUUAUAUGAGAAAAAAAUAUUCAAUUUUAUUUGGAACGGCAAGCCAGACAAAAUUAAAAGGGCCUAUUUAUAUAAUGAAUAUGAAUUCGGAGGACAGACAUUAUUAAAUAUUAAAGCAUUAGACCUAUCACUAAAAGCUUCAGUCAUACAAAAGUUAUACUUAAAUCCGAACUGGUUCUCAAGCAAAUUAGUAAGAUUGUCUCACCCAAUGUUCAAGAAUGGCCUUUUUCCCUUUAUUCAGAUUACAACCACUAAUUUUCAGUUAUUUGAAAAGGAAAUCAUCUCCCAAAUAUCACUAUUUCUAAAACAAGCCAUAGAAAGUUGGUUUCAAUUUAAUCCUCCAGAAAUGACAGAACAAAUAAUGCAACAAAUAUUGUGGUUAAAUUCAAAUAUACUAAUUGACAAAAAACCUUUAUUUUUUGACAGAAUGUUUAAAAAAGGUAUAAUCUUCGUAAAUGAUAUAAUCGGUAGGACUGGUAGAGUUAUGUCGCACAUGCAGCUAACAAAAACAUAUGGAAAUGUCUGCUCUACCCAAAUUUACAACCAAAUAAUUGCAGCCUUACCGCAAAAGUGGAAGAGGAAAGUGGUAGGGGGAGAAAGUAAGGAACUUGUCUGUCGGCCUUGCAUUAAAGAACAUAAUUGGUUAAGGAAAACUGUGAUAAAUAAAAAAGUAUAUCAGUUUCACUUAAGGACCAAAGGAUUGACAGCCGUCCCAUAUAGAUUGCAAAAUAGUUGGGAAGAGAUUUUUGACGUACCGAUCCCAUGGCAUAGUGUUUAUGAACUGACACGCAAAACAACACCGGAUUCAAAAAUUAGAAUCUUUCAAUUAAAAUUAUUAUAUAAAAUUCUUGCUACCAAUAGAAUGUUAUUUAUAUGGGGGAUACAAUCUUCCCAGCUCUGCAGAUUUUGCUGUGAAGAGACAGACUCAUUAGAUCAUUUGUUUUGGUUCUGUCCAUUUGUAGCUUGUUUUUGGACAAGCUGGUCCAGGAAUGGCUAAAGGAUUGCAAUAUUUACCUGGAGCUAACCUUGCAGAUAGCAUUACUGGGUGAUCUGAAAAGUCAUAGUCAAUCGAUCAAUAAUAUAAUAAUACUUUUAGCAAAAAUGUUUAUUUUUAAUUCACAAUCUGUAGAAGCAAUGAGAAUAGAAAGGUUCAGAACUUUUGUAAAACAUCACAGUACGGUUGAAAUACAUAUGGCAAAUAGAAAUCCUAUAUGGAUGGUGUUAAGAGAUAGAUGGGAGGUAUUGAAUGGAGUUGAAGGAUGGGACUAAUAACAAAUAACAACAAAUAAUAACAAGAUAACUAAUAAUGUAAGCAUACUGUGUCCAUAAUAAGUAUAUAGGUUGUAUGUUGGGAGCUUUUGGGAAAGUAUAAUUAUUGUAAAAUUGACUGUGUCCAUAAGGUGUAGAUAGUAAGUAUAGGCUGGAAGUAGAGGCCUGGACAUUGUUGUUCACUAAUUUACCCCAAGUAGGGAAAGGAUGGCGGGGUUGAAAAGUAAUAAAGGGGAGUAUGUAUAUAAAAAACAUGGGGGAUUGGAAGUGAUGCAGACAAUUACAUUGAUAGAAGUUACAAUCUAUCUGCAAUAUUAAGCUGAUCUACCCCCCCCCCCCCCCCCCCCCCCCCAAAAAAAAAAAAAAAGGCAGUAGGACCACAGGAACCAACCCAAAUCCUGAUUUACCCGUUCCACCUGCCCAUUAGACUUGGGGUGGAAUCCAGAGGUCAGGCUGACGUUCCAUGAAUGCCUUCCAAUCCUUGGAUGUGAACUGGGGACCCCGGUCAGACACUAUAUCCUCUGGUACCCCAUAGUGCCGGAAGACGUGUGUAAACCGGGCCUCCGCAGUUUGCAGGGCCGUGGGGAAACCGGGCAGAGGAUGGAGGCGGCAGGCCUUGGAAAAGCAGUCCACAAUGACCAGGAUGGUGGUGUUACCUUGGGAGAGGGGAAGAUCAGUAAGGAAAUCAAUGCUCAGGUGAGACCAUGGUUGUUGUGGAACUGGUAAAGGUUGUAACUUACCCGCUGGGAGGUGCCUAGGUGCCUUACUCUGGGUGCACACCGAGCAGGAGGAGACAUACACCCUCACGUCCUUAGCCAAGGUAGGCCACCAGUACUUUCCGGUCAGGCAGCGCACUGUACGACCGAUACCUGGGUGGCCAGAGGAGGGUGACGUGUGUGCCCAGUAGAUCACACGGUCACGGAUAAGAGCAGGCACGUACUGCAGCCCAGCUGGACACUGAGGUGGAGAUGACUCUGUGUGUAACGCCUGCUCUAUAUCCGCGUCCAUCGCCCAUACUACUGGUGCCACAAUGCAGGAGGCCGGGAGUAUGGGGGUGUUGUCUCUGGGUUCUCCUCUGUUUCAUACAGCCGUGACAAUGCGUCUGCCUUCACGUUCUUCGUAUCCGGGAUGUAUGAUAGUUGGAAAUCAAACCGGGUGAAGAAUAGGGCCCACAUGGCCUGGUGAGGAUUCAGCCUCCUCGCUGCCCGGAUGUACUCCAGGUUACGGUGGUCCGUCCAGACGAGGAAAGGGUGUUUCGCCCCUCCGAGCCAAUGCCUCUACACGGUCAGGGCUCGGACAACAACCAACAGCUCCCGAUCACCAACGUCGUAGUUCUACUUCGCCGGGCUGAGCUUCUUAGAGAAGAAGGCACAGGGGCGGAGCAUGGGUGGCAUGCCCGAGCGUUGAUACAGGACAGCGCCUAUCCCUACCUCAGACGCAUCCACCUCCAAUACGAACGGUAGUGAUGGAUCGGGGUGGGCCAGUACCGGGGCUGAGGUGAACAGACCCCUCAGGUUACUGAAAGCCCUGUCAGCCUCAGCAGACCAGCGGAGCCGGGACGGCCCACCCUUCAACAUAGAUGUAAUGGGAGCUGCGACCUUGCCAAAGCCCCGGAUAAACCUCUGAUAGUAGUUGGCGAAGCCAAGAAAGCGCUGCACCUCCUUAACGUGGUUGGAGUCGGCCAAUUACGCACGGCUGAAAUGCGAUCUCCCUCCAUCUUCACACCUGAAGUGGUAAUGCGGUAUCCGAGGAAGGAGACGGACUGCUGGAAAAACAGACACUUUUCUGCCUUGGCAUAAAGGUCAUUUUCCAACAGUUGGGUCAGCACUUUGCGAACCAGGGACACAUGCUCGGCGCGCCUAGCGGAAUACACCAGAAUGUCAUCGAUGUAGACCACUACACCGCGACCAAGCACGUCCCGAAACACCUCGUUCACAAAGGACUGGAAAACUGAGGGAGCAUUCAUGAGAUCUAAUUUGGUGAAGAUGCGCGCCCCAUGCAUUGACUCGAUCACUGAAGGAAUGAGGGGGCGAGGAUAACUAAAUCGUAUCGUCUCCUUGUUCAGUGGUCGAUAAUCAAUACAAGGGCACAGACUGCCGUCUUCUUCACAAAAAAUAAACUUGAGGAGGCGGGUGAAGUGGAGGGAUGUAUACACCCCUGGCGCAGGGACUCGGUGACGUAUGUUUCCAUAGCCUCCGUUUCAGCCUGUGACAGGGGAUACACAUGACUCCUCUACCCGGAGGUUUAUCGCGCAAUCCCCCGCCCGAUGAGGUGGUAACUUGGUUGCCUGCGUUUUAGAAAAUGCGUGCGCCAAAUCAAGGUAUUCGGGGGGAAUGCGCACAGUGGAGGUACUGUCUGGACUUUCCACCAUGGUUGCACCAACGGAAACACCUAGACACCUACCCUGACACUCUCGCGACCACCCCGUGAGAACCCUCUGCGGCCAUGAGAAGGUGGGGUUGUGGAGUGCUAACCAAGGGAUACCUAAUACCACAGGGAAAGCAGGAGACUCAAUAAUAAAAAAAAGUGACUUGCUCGCAAUGAGUCUCGUGGGUAAUCAUGGUGACUGGUGCUGUAACUUCCCUAACAAACCCGGACCCUAAUGGUUGACUAUCAAGUGCUCUGAUGGGGAGUGGAAUGGAUAGGGGAACCAAUGAAAUGCCUAAACUGUGUGAGAAUGCCCUGUCCAUAAAGUUCCCAGCUGCGCCUGAAUCGACUAGCGCCUUACACUGGGGAACCACUGUGUGAUCAGGAAAGUAGAUGGGUAGGGUACAGUGCGCAGCAGAGGGCUCUGAACAAGUGUGGGUGUUCGAUACCUGGAGUGAUGCGAGAGUGCCCUGCCUGCCACCUCCAGACCCAAAAGAACGCUAACGACAUCAUGCAGUGUGAUGUCUCUUCGUGCCACCAGAGUGACACUGGCGCUGUCGUCCUCCGCUCUCUCGGAUCGCAGCUCCACCCAGCUCCAUCAGCUCAUGAUCCGAGUCGGCCGGGGUUGGAACAGGCAGACCCCCUCCAGGAUGUCCUCUGGCCACCAGCAGGUUGUCCAAAUGGAUGGCCAUGUCCACCAGUUGCAUGAAGGACAACAUGGUGUCCCGGCAGGCUAGCUCCCUUCGGACGGCCUCCCGCAGAUGGCACCAGAAGUGGUCGAUAAGGGCCCGCUUGUUCCACCCGGACCCAGCUGCUAGAGUCCGAAACUCCAAGGCGAAUUCCUGCACAGACCUCGUCCCCUGCCUCAGGUGGACCAGCCGCUCGCCCGCCUCUCAACCCUCGGGCGGGUGAUCGAAGACAGCCCGAAAGAGGCGAGCGAACUCCCCGAAAUUGUCCAACGCGGCUCCUCCUUCGUUCCAGACCGCGUUGGCCCACUCUAGGGCUUUCCCCGAGAGGCAGGAGACGAGGGCGGACACCUUCUCCCGCUCCGAUGGGGCUGGGCUGAUGCUGGAGAAGUAGAGCUCCAGUUGGAGGAGGAAUCCCUGGCAGAGAGCAGCUGUCCCGUCGAACUCCCGUGGUCAGGAUAUAUGGAUCCCUCUAGGUGCUGGAGUGUGGGUGGCUGGAUCCGGUCACCCAGCUGGUCUCGACAGAUCGGGUUCUCUCCUCUCCAGGCGUUGGACGACCUGAAGAACCCGAUCCAUCACUUCUCCAAGCUGGCUAGCAUCGUUGAAUGCUCCUGGACCCGUGCCACGACUCCAGGCAUAUGCUCCUCUCCCGCUGACUCCAUAGUGGGUGGGUGAUUCUGUGAGAGUGUGAUUUGAAGGAGUCAGGUGCAGGAGUGUAAAUCACAGAAUACAGAGUUUAUUCCGUAGUACACAGUUACGCUGGAUAGCCUCAACAGUCCAGUGCGCAAAACAGGCGCACUGGAACAAAUACAGGCACACUGUCACGACUUCCGCCGAAGUUGGUGCCUCUCCUUGUGCGGGCUGCUAUCGGCGGUCGUCGUCACCGGCCUUCUAGCUGCCACCGAUCUACGUUUCUGUUUUCCAUUUGUUUUGUCUUGAUUGUACACACCUGGUUCCCAUCACGUUUUGAUUAUUUCCCUAUUUAACCCUCUGGUUCCCUCAUGGUUUUGUGCGUGAUUGUUCUUUGUUUUGUGUUUAUGACUGCUGUGAGCUGGUGUAUUUCCCUGCAUGGAAAUGAGUAUUGUUUCUUUUCGAGUAAAGUUCGUCUGUUACUCAGUUCUGUGUCCUGCGCCUGACUCCGUCCUACCGCUGCACACUGACACCUGACACACGCGGGGAAAAUGUACCCCAGCAAUACAAAGUACAGGUAGCUCCACUGAGCUACACUCAUCUCACAAGGGGGCAGAGGGAACACUUAAACACAUACUAAUGAGGAGAAUAUGAACCAAGUGUGUGUAAUUGACAAGACAAGACAAAUGGAAUGAUGAGAUAUGGAGCGGCAGUGGCUAGAAGGCAGCUGACGACAAACGCCGAAGCCUGCCCGAACAAGGAGGGGAGGCAGCUUUGGAGGAAGUCGUGACAGAAAUGCCCUUACGUUGAUGACGUUUUUCAAAAUCCGAUCAGUUUUCCACGUUGAUUCAACAUCGUCACAUAGAUUUUUGGGGGAUGAAAUAAUGUGGAAACAACGUUGAUUCAACCAGUUUGUGCCCAGUGGGAGUAUACAGUUGAAGUCGAAAGUUUACAUACACUUAGGUUGGAAUCAUUAAAACUCGUCUUUCAACCACUCCAAACUAUAGUUUUGGCAAGUCGGUUAGGACAUCUACUUUGUGCAUGACACAAGUAAUUUUUCCAACAAUUGUUCACUUAUAAUUCACUGUAUCACAAUUCCAGUGGGUCAGAAGUUUACAUACACUAAGUUGACUGUGCCUUUAAACAGCUUGGAAAAUUCCAGAAAAUGAUGUCAUGGCUUUAGAAGCUUCUGAUAGGCUAAUUGACAUCAUUUGAGUCAAUUGGAGGUGUACCUGUGGAUGUAUUUCAAGGCCUACCUUCAAACUCAGUGCCUCUUUGCUUGACAUCAUGGGAAAAUCAAAAGAAAUCAGCCAAGACCUCAGAAAAAUAAUUGUAGACCUGCACAAGUCUGGUUCAUCCUUGGGAGCAAUUUCCAAACGCCUGAAGGUACCACGUUCAUCUGUACAAACAAUAGUACGCAAGUAUAAACACCAUGGGACCACAAAGCCGUCAUGCCGCUCAGGAAGGAGAAGCGUUCUGUCUCCUAGAGAUGAACGUACUUUGAUGCGAAAAGUUCAAAUCAAUCCCAGAACAACAGCAAAGGACCUUGUGAAGAUGCUGGAGGAAACAGGUACAAAAGUAUCUAUAUCCACAGUAAAACGAGUCCUAUAUCGACAUAACCUGAAAGGCCGCUCAGCAAGGAAGAAGCCACUGCUCCAAAACCGCCAUAGAAAAGACAGACUACGGUUUGCAACUGCACAUGGGGACAAAGAUUGUACUUUUUGGAGAAAUGUUCUCUGGUCUGAUGAAACAAAAAUAGAACUGUUUGGCCAUAAUGACCAUCGUUAUGUUUGGAGGAAAAAGGUGGUGCUUGCAAGCCGAAGAACGCCAUCCCAACCGUGGAGCACAGGGGUGGCAGCAUCAUGCUGUGGGGGUGCUUUGCUGCAGGAGGGACUGGUGCACUUCACAAAAUAGAUGGCAUCAUGAGGAAGGAAAAUUAUGUGGGUAUAUUGAAGCAACAUCUCAAGACAUCAGUCAGGAAGUUAAAGCUUGGUCGCAAAUGGGUCUUCCAAAUGGACAAUGACCCCAAGCAUACUUCCAAAGUUGUGGCAAAAUGGCUUAAGGACAACAAAGUCAAGGUAUUGGAGUGGCCAUCAAAAAGCCCUGACCUCAAUCCUACAGAAAAUGUGUGGGCAGAACUGAAAAAGCAUGUGCGAGCAAGGAGGCCUACAAACCUGACUCAGUUACACCAGCUCUGUCAGGAGGAAUGGGCCAAAAUUCACCCAACGUAUUGUGGGAAGCUUGUGGAAGGCUACCCAAAACGUUUGACCCAAGUUAAACAAUUUAAAGGCAAUUCUACCAAAUACUAAUUGAGUGUAUGUAAACUUCUGACCCACUGAGAAUGUGAUUAAAGAAAUAAAAGCUGAAAUAAAUCAUUCUCGCUACUAUUAUUCUGACAUUUCACAUUCUUAAAAUAAAGUGGUGAUCCUAACUGACCUAAAACAGGGAAUUUUUACUAGGAUUAAAUGUCAGGAAUUGUGAAUGUUGAGUUUAAAUGUAUUUGGCUAAGGUGUAUGUAAACUUCCGACUUCAACUGUACAUACUACUGGCAGGUUAGAGAGCACUGUAUACUAUACACUUACAACUGGUCAGUCAGGGAAAUGCUAUACACUACUGGCUGGUUCGAGAACAUCAUACAUACCAAUAGGCUCUAGCACUCACUACCAGUGGUGUAAAGUACUUAGGUAAAAAUACUUUAAAGUACUACUUAAGUCGUUUUUUGGGGUAUCUGUACUUUCCGAUUAAAAUUUUUGACAACUUUUACUUUUACUGCACUACAUUCCUAAAGAAAAGUAUGUACUUUCUACUCCAUACAUUUUCCCUGACAUCGAAAAGUACUCGUUACAUUUUGAAUGCUUAGCAGGACAGAAAAUUGUCAAAUUCGCAGACUUAUCAAGAUAACUUCCCUGGUCACCCCUACUGCCACUGAUCUGGUGGACUCACUAAACACAAAAUGCUUUGUUUGUAAAUGAUGUCUGAGUGUUGGAGUGUGCCCCUGGCUAAAAUUGCAGUCUGGUUUACAAGGAAUUUUUCGUACUUUUACUUUUACUUUUGAUAUUUAAGUAUAUUUUAUCAACUACAUUUACUUUUGAUACUUAAGUAUAUUUAAAACCAAAUACUUUUAGACUUUUACUCAAGUAGUAUUUUAUUGGGUGACUUUCACUUUUAUUUUAGUCAUUUUCUAUUAAGGUAUGUUUACCUUUACUCAAGUAUGAGAAUUGGGUACUUUUUCCAUCACUGCUCACUACUGGUAUGUGAGACAGUAAAAUGUACAUAAAAACCACUUCUGACGAUGUAGACAUAGCAUAUACAGUAUAUCUAAGAUGUGAUUGUGAUAGCAUAAUCAGUGUCAUUGAUAUGAUUAUCAGUUCUAUGAUGAUUAUGUCCCACUCUCUCUAUGCAGGUCUGGGUGGUGGAUUCGGGUACAUCGUGGGUGGAAUUAACUGGGACCACACUGAUUUCGGGAGGUCAAUGGGAGGUCAACUUCGAGUCAUAUACAUGUUCACCAGUGUCACUUUGGUCAUUGCCACAUGCAUGACCCUCAACAGCAUCCCUGAGCAGCCCCUGCCAAAGACGCAGCCUCAGAAGAACUCUCUGAAGAGCCCCAGCCUCCCUCUGCCCCCCUCUCCCCCAGUCCCUCAGGGGGCAGGGCUGGGAUUGGAGGAGGAAGAGGAAGUGGCUGGGCUCUAUAGCUACCAGUUCUCUGAACCCCGCCCCUCGAACCCUUACCCCAAGGCACACUCCUGUAGUGCCAAUGCACGCCUCUGUGCCAGCCUCACCAGCCCCAUCUCCCCACUCAGCCCCCUCACUCCUAAAUAUGGCAGCUUUAUCAGUCGAGACAACUCUCUCACUGGCAUUAACGAGUUUGCCUCAUCUCUGGGAACCUCCUAUAUAGACAGUGUGCUCAUCGACUGCUACACUGGACAGCCAUCGCCGCAGCCCCUUGACCCAGACACUGCAGCCCGAACCCUGCCUCCAGAGGACACCCCACCUCUCCAGGGAUCUCAACCUGGAACAGGUUCACAGGCUGGAGCACUAGCAGUGGCUGGGACAGUGGCCCUGGCUGGGGCAGGAUCCCGGGCCGGGGCAGGGGCGGCUCAGAUGGGGGCAGGGUCCCAUCGAGGUUCAUCCGCUAGUAUCCUGAAGCGGCCUCAGAGCCUUGCGCUAGUGGAGGAGUCCAUGGUGACCCAGAGUGGAGGGAUGGAAAAUGGUCGCAGAAGAACAGUGACCUUCAGUCAGCAGGUCGGCCUGGAAUUGAAUCCCUCUGAUUAGUUUGUUUACAGAUCAUCGUGUUGAGAGAAUUUGUUUUCUGAAUCCUGUUCUUCCUGUAAUGAAGGUGGCAAAUAUUCUGCUGAAUGGGGUGCGCUAUGAGAGUGACCUGAGUGAAAAUGUGGAGACAGCAGAUUCACAGAUGUCAAUGAGGAUGCUGUGUAUCGCUAUCUACAGGAUGCCUCCGUCACUGCGCAGCCUCUGCACUAACCAUUUUUUGGGUGAGAGGCAUGUCACUCAUGUGCUUGUGUUUCAUUGUCUGUAUGCCUACCAAGGUUAAAACCACCAGUGAUUUUGGAUUUGAUAUCACAACACCUGUCUGUACUCCAGUGGAAGCUGUGUGAGUAUGUCUACAUAAAUAUUAGCUAUCUGCCACCCUGUCUUGAUCCUAUAGGUUGGCUGUCCUUUGAAGGCAUGCUGCUGUUCUACACUGACUUCAUGGGGGAGGUAGUGUUUGAGGGAGACCCCAAAGCACCCCACGACUCUGAGGCCUACCAACGCUACAAUGCUGGGGUCAGCAUGGGCUGCUGGGGCAUGUGCAUCUAUGCAUUCAGUGCUGCCUUCUACUCAGGUGAGUCCUGCACACAGACAAAUCUGGACAAUUAGAAAAACUGAAAGAAAACACACACACACAUCCAGACACUCAAAACACAGAAACAGAACACACACCUCACACUACAUCCAUCAUUUAGAUUCCUUAUCACAUAUAGUUGUUUUACAGGUUUUUCUCUUCAGUUUUCUCACUCUCCUCUCGUUUCUAUUCAUAGCCAUAUUGGAGAAGUUGGAGGAGCGUUUCUCCCUCCGGUCUCUCUAUUUCUUUGCCUACCUGGCGUUUGGCCUUGGCACAGGCCUUGCUACGCUCUCCACCAACCUCUAUGUGGUGCUGUCUCUCUGUGUCACCUACGGGGUGCUCUUCUCCUCUCUAUGCACUCUACCUUACUCUCUGCUGUGUGAAUACUACCAGAGCCCGCAGGUUAGUGAAUAUAAGUGGGAAUACACUGAAUAUAAUAUUGUUCAGACUUUUGUUUCUGUGACAUGGUGUUUUGUAGCCUGGUAUUGGUCAGUGUUGUCCAACUGUUGAAUUUUCAUAUAGCAAGGUAUUAUGUGGCCUGUUAGAUUUGUUGUGUGUGUUUGGCAUGUAUCAAUCAUACAUGUGCUCUCUCUGUUUCUCUGUCUAUGUGUUUGUUUUUCUAUGUGUGUAGUUCUGUGGAUCGUCAGAGGAAGGCACCAGGAGAGGAAUGGGGGUGGACAUAUCACUGCUCAGCUGCCAGUACUUCCUGGCUCAGAUCAUAGUCUCCGUGGCGAUGGGACCUCUAACCUCACUGGUGGGCGGGGCCCAGGGAGUGAUGUACUUUUCCAGCGUGAUGUCAUUCGUGGGAUGUCUGUACUCCUCCCUCUGCGUGGUAUACCAUCUGCCCCCCCCUGAGGGUGAGCCUUCCGGAAGCGAGACCCAGCCACUACUUGUGCACAUUUAG